AUGUUCCUUAGACAGAUAUUUACUCUCCCUCUAUCUUUUUCUCCCUCCAUUUUAACUUACAUCUCCCUUUAUCUUUUUCUCCCUAUGUUCAUCUUUCCUUUCUUUCUCCUGUUCCUUUUACUCGGCAUCUCUCUUUCUCUCCCUAACCCUUUUCUCCAUCGCCGCUCUCUCUCUCCCUCUCCCUCUCCCUUCUAUAUCUUUUAUUGUGCCUCAUUCUUUCUUUACCUCUCCCUUUUAUUUCCAUCAUAUAUUCACUUUCAUUCUCCUCCCUCUCUCUCUCUCUCUCUCUUACAUGCAUUUAUUCUUUGGGCAUCUCGAUGUGGUGUAAUGAAAGACAGUCACACUGUAUAUAUAUCUCUCCCCUUUUAUCGCCAUCUUCCGUUCUACCUCUCUCUCUCUCUCUCUCUCUCUAUCUAUCUAUCUAUCUAUCUUUUUCUCUGUCCUAUCUAUCUAUCUAUCUAUCUAUCUAUCUAUCUAUCUAUCUCAAUCAUAAAUUUCUUUCUCUCUCCUCUCUCUCUCCCCUUCUCUCUCUCUCUCUUACGUGUCGCUUAUCAGAGGAAAACAUUUACUCUGCGUCUCGCUUUCUCUCCCUCUCCUUUUAUCUCCAUCUUUUGCUCUCUUUCUCUAUCCCUCUCCUUAUAUCUCGCUCUCUCUCUCUCACACACACGCUCGCACUCUCUCUCUCUCUUUCUCUCUCUCUCUAUCGUGCCUUUUUCCUUUCUUUCUUUCUUUCUUUCUUCUACUUCUAAUUCAUUUAUUCUGCUUCCUUCUUUCUUUACCACUCACUUAUUUCCAUCUCCUGCUCCUUCACUUUCUUUUUUGUCUGCCCCUCUCUCUUACGUGCAUAUAUCCUUUCUUUCUCUUGUAUCUUCGGGAAACAUUUACUCUGCAUCUCUCUUUCUGUCUCUCUCCAUCGUUCGCUUUUUCACAUUCUCUAUCUCUCUUUCCGUUUUUCUCUCUCACGUGCCUCUGUCCUUUCUUUUCUCCUAUUUGUUAGAGAGACACAUCAUAUUCUACCUCUCUCUCUCUCUCUCUCUCUCUCUCUCUACCUUCUUCUUUAUCUCCAUCUCCUGCUUUCUUUCUUUUUCCCCCUUUUCCCACACAAUUGUUGUCUUUCUGUUUCAAGUUCUUUAA
Molecule: messenger RNA, 1134 nt
Organism: Acanthosepion pharaonis
Lineage: Eukaryota; Metazoa; Mollusca; Cephalopoda; Sepiida; Sepiidae
Source: the annotation of a GenBank genome assembly